Molecule: messenger RNA, 6116 nt
Organism: Hypanus sabinus (Atlantic stingray)
Lineage: Eukaryota; Metazoa; Chordata; Chondrichthyes; Myliobatiformes; Dasyatidae
Product: NACHT, LRR and PYD domains-containing protein 3-like
Exons: 12
Coding region: 1-3357 (1118 amino acids)
Cellular component (GO): cytoplasm
Molecular function (GO): protein binding
Source: RefSeq, a predicted model, not a curated record
AUGGCUGAGAACUCCAACAGAGAAGCAGAUGCAGAGACAGGAAGGAAAAACACAGAUGAAAAAAGGAAUUGGAAACGGAAAUUCAAGCGAAACCUGCUAUUCGGCUCAUUGCGGGAGAAUGUUGAGAACAGUAUACCAACCCAAGCUAGGGAAUAUGCUUUGAAUCGGAGAUUUAAGCAUAUUUUACCGUUCGGCUCCUCAAAGGAAAAUGAUCAGAACGUUGGAGACACCACAGCAAAGCAAGGUGGUAUUGAGGGCUGCAUCCCAUUGGAUUACAAUUCAGCCUCAGAGGAAAAAGAACAAAGUCAUCCCAGAGGGCGGUUUGACACGGAGACCCAGGAUCGUGGAUCGCCGGUCUCCAUGAAGUCUCGAUGCUCAUACAGCAGAGGGGGGACGAGGAAAGGCUCAGGUGGGAAAUGCACUGCGAAAUGGAAACAGAAAUUGAAGGGACCUCUGCUAUCGGACUCAUCACGGGAAAAUGAUCAGACCUCGGGAGUCCCAAUAUCAGUGGAGGGCUAUGUUGAGGGCUGUGACCCAUUGGAAUGUGAUAUCACUGAAGAGGAGAGGGAACAGGAACACCCCAGAGGCUCUGAGGUCGGAAACUCGGUCAAGAGUCAUGGAACCAGCCUGUGUGAGGCGACCAGCUGUCACGUCAGAGGUUCAUUAAACAAGGAAUCAUUAGGUCUGGACCAAGAUGGAGAUCCAAAGACUGAAAUCCUUUGGUCUCACUUUGACAAUUACCAACUGUUUCAGUUGACAAAUUUCUAUAGAGAAAGACUGAAAUCUGCAAUUGAAGAACGGAUUGAAGAAUUUGGCUUAAUUUUGAAAGAGGAGGGACAUUUCAGUGGACAGGAGCACAAGGCAAUUGCUGACCUGGCAGAGAAGGGAGACCGGGCAGAGAGUUCCAAGCUCCUCUUCAGCCUGGUGAUGGAGAAAGGUGCCCAGACCAGGAGGGUGAUGUGGGAAUCCUUUGAGAAAAUGCAAAACCAGUUACCAAAGUUGGACAAAAUACUGAAAGGAAUCCUGGAGCACGGCCCUGUUCUAAAUGAAUAUAUGGACAUCGGCUUUCCCCAGGGUUUUCGGGAUUUAUCCUCACAACUGAAGGAUGUUCAACAGAAACACAAGGAGACUCUGCGGGCACAAACUGAAACACUGAGAGUGAACACGAUCCUGGUGAGGGAGAAGGUGAAGGUUUUCCAGCUGGUUGAUCGAUACGCUGAACUCACGGUCAUUUCUACUCUUCGAGAUCGGAGACUGGUGGAACAUGAGCUGCCGGCAAUAGGCCGGGACCAUGAUGAGUUGAGAAAGAAACAACUCCAGAGAGAGUUAGAAAUAAUCCAGUCUGAUCAGUUGUUCCAGAGCAGCUUUUCCUGGGGUAAAUCCAAAUCUGGGAGGUCAGCAGCAGUAGCCGGAAUCGCAGGGAUCGGAAAAACAACAAUGGUGCAAAAGAUUGUUUAUGACUGGGCUACGGGGAAAAUAUACCAACAAUUCCAGUUUGUCUUCAGUUUCAAAUUCCGGGAUUUAAACUCCAUUAACAAUAGAAUAACCCUGAGGCAACUGAUUCUGGAUCAGUAUCCUUACUUUGGGAAUAUCCUGAGAGAGGUCUGGGAGAACCCAGAGGGAUUACUGUUUAUAUUUGAUGGUUUGGAUGAAUUCAAUGACAGAAUUGAUUUUGCUGACAGUCAGAGAGAUACAGAACUCAAGCACCAGUGCCUAGAUCCUGAGUCGUGGUGUGAAGUGUCGGACAUGGUGUACAGUUUAAUCCAGCACAAGCUGCUCCCAGGGUGUUCAGUGCUCGUGACCACCCGUCCCAUUGCAUUACAUUUAUUGGAAAAGGCAGACAUCAGUGUCUGGGUCGAAAUCCUGGGAUUUGUUGGUGAGGAGCGGAAGGCAUAUUUCAACAGGUUUUUUGAAGAUCAGACAGUGGCAGCAGCUGUUUUCAAACACGUGGAGGAGAACGAUAUUCUCUACACCAUGAGCUUCAACCCUUCCUACUGCUGGAUCCUCAUUUUGGCACUGGGCCCCUUCUUCACAAAAAAAGACAGGGACCCACAGCAAGUUCCCAAGACCAUUACCCAACUAUAUUCCUACUAUCUUCAUAAUAUCCUGACAAACCACAGGCGUGAGAUUGAGAGCCCUCGUGAUGUGUUACUCAGGGUUGGUCAGAUGGCGUUCAAAGGAGUGUCCCAGAGGAAGGUUGUGUUCACAGAUGGAGAUUUGAUCGACUGCAAUCUCCAGCCUUCCCAGUUCCUGUCCGGGUUCCUGAUGGAGCUUUUGAAGAGAGAGGAUUCUGCCUGGAGUGUGGUGUACUCAUUCCCACACCUCACCGUCCAAGAGUUUGUCGCUGCACUUGCACAAUUUCUAAAUGAAGAUGGUCGUGGUAUCCUGAAACUCCUCACUGAAGCCCAGAGCACGACAGAUGGACGAUUUGAGAUGUUUCUCCGUUUUGUUGCUGGUCUCUCCUCUCCAAGGUCAGCUCAGGUCCUGGGGGAGUUUCUGAAUCCUUUUCCCUAUGUCACAACCUAUGGAGUGAUUGACUGGGUGAAGGUGGAGUUUAAACGCCAACUUGAAAAUUCAUGGAGUAAACGUGGUAAAAGGGGUCUCCUGAACAUAUUGCACUGUCUGUUUGAGUCUCAGAAUCCAGGACUGGCUGAGGACACACUGAAAUCUGUGGAAACGCUUUCAUUCAGUGGAUUGCAACUGGCCCUGAUUGAUUGCACAGUCCUGUCACAUGUUCUACAGUUCUGUGAUGCAAUAAAACUCCUCGACCUGACGGGCUGCCAAAUACAAAGUGAAGGACUCCAACGGCUCCGAACCAGACUGCACAAGUGCCAGGAGUUGAGAAUGGCUGAUAAUAACCUGGGAGAUUCAGUGAUGCACCUGGUGUCUGCCCUACUGAGGACCCCAGAUUGUAUAGUACAGAGAUUGGAGCUGGCAUCCAACCAUCUCACAGAUUCUGGUGCCAAGGAGAUAUCCUCUGCUCUCAAUACAAACCGUUCGCUGACUGUGCUGAAUCUGAGCAAUAAUAACCUGGGAGAUUCUGGAGUGAAGCUGGUGACUUCAGCUCUAAGGGACCCAGACUGUAAAAUACAGGCACUGGAGUUGAGGUACAUUGGUCUCACAGAUUCUGGUGCCGAGGAUCUCGUCUCCGCUGUCAGUCAAAGUCAAUCACUGGUGGAGCUGGACCUGAGAUUAAACUCCCUCACAGAUCGAUCUAUCCCCUGUCUCUGCCACCUCAUACAGACCCUCCUGAGUCUGAAACGGAUCCGGUUGUGUGGCAAUUGUUUCAGUUCAGUUGGCAGGAAACAGCUGAAGUGUCUGCAGGAACCCAAACCCAGGCUGACUGUGGAACUGUGAACAUCUGGAAGUGGGAACUACUCCCCCCUUGGAGUGGGGUCAUUUUUUGCUGAUUUCUCAUCUGUAAGACUGGAAGGCAUUGUAGGAGUGAAAUCAGUCCACUCAGCCCUUCACAUCUCUCCAACAUUCAAUCACAGCUGAUUUAUUCUCCUUCUCAGGCCCAUUAUCCUGCUUCCUCUCCUUUGCCACCCUGAUUAUUCUAGAAUCUAGCCACUUCCGCUUUAAAUAUACCCUCUGUAGCUGACUGUGGCUAUGAAAUUCCUCCUCAUGUCUGCUCAAAAGGAACAUCCCGCUACUCUGAGGCUCUGCUCUUUGAUCAUAGACUCUCUGACUUUUGGAAACAUCCUCUUCACAUACAGUCCAUCCAGACUGUUUCAAAACUAUCUUCCCCACAGCCUUCUCAUUUCCAGUGAGUACAGGCCCUGAAGCAUCAAAUGCUCCUCAUAUUUUUAAAAAAUUUCAUUCCCAGGAUCAUUUACCCACGACAAUCCAGACACCUGUUCUUCAAUAAAGGGUGCAAACUUCUCACAAUCCUCCAAAUGUGCUCUGACCAGUGUUUCCUGGAGCCUCAGCAUUGCAUUCUUGCUGGAAUUCAUGGUACAUAUUCAUGUCAACAAUAUACUGCAGGUAGGAAAAGGGAGGAAGUCCUGAAGACAGAAUUUAGAGAGCUGAAAAACAGGACCUCUAGGAUAGUAAUCUCUGGAUGCAAAAAGACUGAAUAAGAUGAGAUAAAAUAGAAGACACCACGAUGAGAUUUACGAGAAUAAUAGAGGGAAUGAAAGGGUUAAUGCAUCAGGAGUGUUUGAUGGCUCUGUGGCUGUUGUCGCUGGAGUGAAGGAGACUCAGGCCAGAUCUCAUUGAAACCAAUCAAAUAUUGAAAAGCCUAUAUAGAAUGGAUGAGGAGAGAAUGUUUCCAAUAAUGGAGGAGUCCAGAAUAAAGGGCACAGUCUCAGAAUAGAAGGGUGUCCCUUCAGAACAGAGAAUUAUUUUAGCCAGAGGUUGGUAGAUCUGUGAAUUAAUUGCCACAGAUGGAUGUGGAGGCCAAACUUCGAGGUUGAUUCUUUCCUGAUUAGUAGGAGCAUUGAGGAUUACGUAGAAAGAGCAAGAGAAUGGGGUUAAGAUCGGGUGGCCUAAUUCCAUUCGUACAGCUUAUGAUCUUACAUUUUGUGGAAUGGUGGCUACAGAGGCUUGUGUGGGAACUGUGUUAUUUACUAAUUCCAUAAGUGAUUUGGGUGCAAAUACACGAAGCUUGAUCACUACAUUUCUGGAUGAUACAAAAAUAGAAGAGAGUGAGAUUCCAGCUGGAUCUUGCUCAUUUAGGGAAGUGUGCAAAUGGAUUUCAAUGCAGAUCCAUGUGAGAUGAUGCACUUUGAAAAGUCAAACCAGGACUUGUGCUCCAAAUGAUGGGACGGCUAAUGGACUAGCGAGGUCUAGGAAUCCAUGUGUGCAUUUUAUUGAAGAGUAUCACAGAUAUGCAGGAUGCUUUGGCACGCUCGUCGUCAUUGGCUAAUGUGUUGAGGAGGCGAGUUGAAACAUAGAACAGCUGUAUGUCAUUGCUGAAGCUCUACAUGAGUGCUAUGUACUGUAUUGGUCACAAUAAGCAAGAGGUUAAAAGAGAUGAGGUUUGACAGAUUAACACUUUAUUCCUCAGUAGUAACAGUUUUGAAAUGUUUAACAUUAUGUCUGACAGAGAAAUGUUUAAAAUUACUCAAGGUCUGCAUCCUUGCGGUGAAGGACUUGCUGUUGUAAGGAUCACUGUCGUUAUACUCCAUUGCCGACUGUUUCUGGGCAGUGCACUGCGAAGUGUUUGUAUCGGUGCAGGUCUGCGGUGAGCACUCUUUGUGUCCUUGCCGCCCGUUUCUGAUGCUGUAGCAAUUUGUGUCCCAGUGGGCUCACGGUCACUCUUACGUCUGCACUGCGCAGGGAGUUGUUACAGUGCUGGGAAUAUAAAAGUCUGUUCACUGUGUGUGCGUGUCCUGCUCCAUGUCAUCACAGUACUGCACUCCCUGUUGUGAAGACUUGUCCUCACUGUACAAUGUUCCAUAUUGGAAACACCUCUGCUCUCACAGUACAACGCCGUGUUGUAAAUGUCUGUGGCCUCACAGCACAACUCUGUGCUGUGAAAACUUGUACCCUCACAGUACAAUUCUCUGUGUCAUGAAGAUGUGUAUGCUCACAGUUCAGUAUCGCAUGUGUUCUGUGUCCUCACAUAACAACUGUGCAUGGGAUGAGGACUUGCACCCUCAGUGGUCAGCAUGGGAGAGUUGGGAUAGGGCCUAUUUCCAUUCCAUAUAAUUCUGUGACUUAUCUGAGUAAUUCUGCAACCGCUGCCUCUAUAUGAUUGUAGCAUGACACCCCAGCGUGGUGAUGAGUUCUUCACCCAUUGAAAUUCAUCAUGCCAUGUGCCUCACUCAGCGUGCAGUCGACCGUUGUCGCUACUUUCAGGAAGCAAAAUAUUGUUGCCCACCCCUCCCACCGGCUGCUGUUCAGCAACACUUCCCGGGGCCUGAAAUGUAGCAUAUGUAAAGUUCAAAAUACAUCAGUUCACUGGGUUAAUGUUCCCAGAUCAGUACAUAACACACUCCACAAAUUCUUAUCAUUGCCCCUUCAGUUCAACCGACACGUAUGCACAUUAAAAUGUCCCUUAAGAUUGAAAUGCCUCCCGCUGUACCGACAAGUUCACUGUCAACAUAAUAAAGUAUUUCCCAGCGAUAAAUUUGCUGAUCUGCUGUAGAGUCACCAUUGAUACGAUGUUUAUU